Phascolarctos cinereus (koala) is the source of this 2068-nucleotide messenger RNA. It is a transcript of the gene ZNF579, whose product is annotated as zinc finger protein 579. The record is from RefSeq and is a predicted model, not a curated record. NCBI's taxonomy places the organism in Eukaryota, Metazoa, Chordata, Mammalia, Diprotodontia, Phascolarctidae.
GGCGCGGCCCUCCCCCGCCCCACCCUCCCCCGUGUCAGCGUCCGUCCGUCCGUCCGUCCGUCCGCCCGUCCGUCCGUCCGCGCGCGAGGGAGGAGGCCCCGAGGCCGGAGGGAGCGAGGAGGAGGUAUGGACCCCCAGCCUCCUCCGCCUGCCCCAGGCGCCUCUCCUCGGGGUCGUGGCCGGGGUCGGGGCCGGGGCCGGGGCCGUGGACGGGGCCGAGGCGGCGGAGCUGCUCCCAGGGCCCCUCUGCCCUGCCCCACCUGUGGCCGCCUCUUCCGCUUCCCCUACUACCUGUCCCGUCACCGGCUCAGCCAUUCGGGCCUGCGCCCCCAUGCCUGCCCCCUGUGCCCCAAGGCCUUUCGUCGGCCAGCCCACCUGGCCCGGCACCUGCGAGGCCAUGGCCCUCAGCCGCCUCUGCGCUGCGCGGCUUGUCCGCGCACAUUCCCAGAGCCGACUCAGCUGCAGCUGCACCUGGCCCAGGAGCACGGUGGCAGUGGGGAGCCAGGAGGGGCCGAGGCGCUGGGGAGCCAGGAGCCCGCGGCAGAGCCGGCCCCAGCCCCCGGGCCUCCUGAGGAUGCCCAGGAGGAGGCGGCUGAGCUGGCUCGGGCAGCGGCUGGCCGCGGGGAGGAGAAGGAGGUCCUGCUCCAGGCCGACUGGACCCUGUUGUGCCUGCGCUGCAGAGAGGCCUUCCCCACCAAGGGGGAGCUGAAGGCCCACCCAUGCUUGCGGAGCUCGGGGGGCCGGGUGGGCCCCGAUGGGGAGCCUGGGCCCCCGCCACGGCCCAAGCGCCACCAGUGCCCCGUCUGCCUCAAGGCCUUCGCCAGGCCCUGGUCGCUGUCCCGACACCAGCUUGUCCACUCCCCGGACCGGCCAUUCGCCUGCCCAGACUGUGGCCUGGCCUUCCGCCUGGCCUCCUACCUCCGGCAGCACCGCCGGGUGCAUGGCCUGACCCUGCUGGCGCCUGCCCCGGCCCCUUCUCGGUCCGACAAGGAGGAGAGAGGCGUGGGCGGCGCCUCUAAGGGAUGGACCUUUGCCAAAGGGGCAGAAUCCCAGGGGCAGAACGGAGAAGACGGGGCAGGCCGUGAGGGAGAACGGGCCUCGGGCCCUGGGCCCGGGGAGGAGCCACCUCCGCCCCCGCCACCACCCGUGGAGCCCCGAUUCCGGUGUCCGGAGUGCGGCAAAGGCUUCCGGCGGCGGGCCCACCUCCGCCAGCACGGCGUCACCCACUCGGGAGCCCGGCCUUUCCAGUGUGUCCGCUGCCAGCGGGAGUUUAAGCGACUGGCAGAUCUGGCCCGUCAUGCCCAGGUGCAUGCGGGGGGCCCUGCCCCACACCCCUGCCCCCUGUGCUCUCGCCGCUUCUCCAGGGCCUACAGCCUCUUGCGGCACCAGCGGUGUCACCGUGCCAAGGUGGAAGGGGCCGUGAGCAGGGCCACGCCUGCUGCGGAGGAGGCGGCCCCGGCUCGGGUGGAGACAGUCGGUGAUCCCCCUUCUCCUCCCUCUCCCUCUCGGACCCCUCCUCCAGCCCCUGCAUACCUCAGCGCCUCCUGCUUUGACAGUCAGGACCACUCAGCUUUUGACCUGGAGGAAGAAGAAGAGGGGGGCCUGGGGGGGGCAGGGGGGGUGCCCUCCUGACACUCAGAAUCCUCCAAACUUGUUUUAUGGCUGCCCCAAUCCCCUCUACCCCCUCUCUGAAAUGAAACCCACCCUCUAGGUUCCAACAGUGGAAGAAGGAGCAAGAUUGAGGUGGGGGUGUCUCCCUGGGGAGACUGCAGAGAGUUCUGGACCCCUACACCCUCCCCGCCAUUGCAGGAUACAUCUCCCACCCCGCACUGACCCAGAGUCCCACCCUGUUGCCACCCCCAGGAUGACAGGUGGGGUCCACCUUCCAGCUGAGGCAAAUGAUGGGGAAAUCCUUGACCCUCUGCCCACACCCAGUCCUUCCAUGUUUCUUGUCUGCUGGGGGAGAGUAGAGUGAAGGGGGUCCCAGAGUGUGGGCUGGGGAUGGGUGUUUCUGUUCCCCUUGUCUGUCUAUGAAUAAACGCCACUGUGGAGCCCAGAGGAGCCAGGC